This is a messenger RNA of Amphimedon queenslandica, 3473 nucleotides long. RefSeq lists its product as uncharacterized. Gene Ontology annotation, molecular function: L-amino acid transmembrane transporter activity. NCBI's taxonomy places the organism in Eukaryota, Metazoa, Porifera, Demospongiae, Haplosclerida, Niphatidae. Gene Ontology annotation, cellular component: vacuolar membrane. Gene Ontology annotation, biological process: amino acid transmembrane transport. The record is from RefSeq and is a predicted model, not a curated record. Bases 58 to 3288 code for a protein of 1076 amino acids. The transcript is spliced from 21 exons.
GCAAUUUGCAGUUCUCUUGUUAAAACUCGCACACAAUCCCUUCCUGUUGUAGAAUAGAUGUCUUCAAAAAACAAGCGAGCACCCUCCCCUUCAUCCUCUACUUCCUCUACUUCGACAGAACAUUUAAUAGUAGACAUUACUGAAAUCCUUCCAGGCAGAGGAAUACAGCACAAUUUGGCCGACAUGUCUUUACAAAGUAACUCUAGUACCUCCAGUAGUAAUAUUGCUAGACGCAGUCAAGCUGCAGAUAACCUAAAUAGGACCCUCUUGUUCGGAGAGAGCGAAAGACCUGAUGACCUGACAGCAGACUGGUCCUAUGUAUCAGAUAAAAAUGCUCAAAAAAGAGUAGAGCAUGCAACGAGUGAUCUAGAUACAUUCAUUCAUUUGCUCAAAGGAAACGUUGGCAUAGGUUUAUUAUCAAUACCUUUAGCUACUAAAAACGCUGGAUACAUAGCUGGUACAAUAGGUAUUUUAGUGAUUGGUGUUAUAGCUAUGCACUGUAUGACAAUGUUGGUUGAUUGUGCCAGCAAAUUAUGUGAAUGGAAUGACAUUUCUGCAUUAGAUUAUUCUGAGACGAUGCAGUUUGCUCUAAAAGAAAGAGGAGCUAGUUCCAGAGUCUCUCGAGCCGGCAAGAUUGUGGUGAACGUGUUUCUGGUGAUAACGCAGUUUGGAUUCUGUUCAGUGUAUUUCGUAUUUAUAGGUGAAACAUUAAAACUAUUACUAGAUCAAGCUUAUUGCCUUAAUGUUAGUAAGGAGGCGUGGAUAGCAGCUGUCAUUCUGCCUGUCAUGAUCUUCUGCUGGAUUCGUAACCUUGACAACCUUGCCCCACUCUCAAUCAUUGCUAACGUUGCAAUUUUCCUUGGCCUUGUCUUCAUUUUUUAUGACGAGUUCUUCCGACUUACAACCUCCGAUGAUGAAUACAAAGCUCCUUUUAGACUUGGCGAUAUUUCGUUCAAUAAUUCCGGAAACACCAGUUUUUCGUCAGAGACUCAACUCCACUCCUUUGGAACUAUAAUAGGAACUUCGUUAUUUUUUGGAAAUGUCGUCUAUUCUUUUGAAGGAAUUGGAGUGAUAUUGCCUUUGGAGAACAAGAUGAAGACCCCACAGCAUGCUAAGCGAGUGAUAUACGUUGGGAUGAUACUGAUUGUCCUUCUGUACACUUUCUUUGGUCUCAUUGGGUAUCUCUCGUAUGGCGAGAGUAUUCAAGCCUCAGUGACCCUUAACCUCUGUGGAAGGAGUGCAGCUACAACAAUUAUGUUUCUCAUUGUCCAGCUGCUAUUUAUUUUGAAUACUUUUGUAUCGUAUUUGCUUCAAUUCUACGUCCCCAUGGACUUCCUUGAGCCUCCGCUGUACAAGAAACUCAAACUGGACUAUUUGACAUAUAAGUUCCCAAAGUAUCACAAUGUCAUUAAAACCGCUGUUCAGCUUGGAUUUAGAUCUGGGCUGGUUCUAAUUACCGCUGUCCUUGCUCUAAGCAUCCCUAACCUAGAUGAUCUCAUUACGUUAGUUGGGGCGGUUGCCAGCAGUGGUCUUGCCAUGAUAUUCCCUCCGCUGAUUCACUCACUGACCUACUGGAAGACUAAAACCAGGGUCCCAAAGGUAGUCUGGUUUACGAAAGACGUCGUUAUCAUAGUUGUGGGGAGCCUUGGGUUUCUCUUUGGGACGUUUGCAGCUUUUCAUAGCAUAGUGAAUGAUUUCCAGCAUAAACCGGACGAAAUAACAUGUGCUCCUUCAUUUCAGUCGUCCUGUGCUGUGGUGGACUACUGUUGCAAGUUUUUGUGGUUGACUGGUUGCGAUGCUGAUACAAUGCAGCAAAGGUUGGCUGAGUAUGGUACAGACUCUAAUGGCCUCGAGAAAGACAGGCAAGAAAGUAAUGAAAGAAGCCGGCGAGAACACUUGACAAGUGAUAUUGGGUCUGCAGUCUGUCUACUCAAGGCUAACAUUGGGGUUGGAGCCUUAGCUCUUCCACUUGCUGUGAAAAAUGCAGGAUACACAGUUGGUCCAAUUGGGAUCAUUAUCAUUGGUUUCAUAGCAAGUCACUGCAUGGCAAUACUUGUAGAAAGUUCACGCAAGCUCUGCAAAUGGAAUGGUGUUCUAGGUCUAAACUAUUCUGAAACAAUGCAGGUUGCAUUGAAAGAGAGAGGAGCUAGCCCAAAAGUAGCAAAAAUGGGAAAGUUCAUAGUCAAUAUUUUUCUCAUCAUAACGCAGCUUGGAUUCUGCUCAAUUUACUUUUUAUUUUUUGGCGACACAUUCUCACAAAUUUUACAUGAAGCAUUCUCUUUUGACAUGCCCAGUAAAGCAGUCAUUACAAUCUUCAUUCCCCUAGUGAUCCUUUUGUCUUGGAUAAGGAAUCUAAAUCAUCUCUCUCCACUUAAUAUUCUAGCUAAUCUAUCAAUUUUGAUAGGACUAAUCAUCAUAUUAUAUGAUGCAGUAUAUAAAUUCAGUACUCAAGAAGCAGCUGUAAUGGUUGGUGGCUUAGACAACAUUGGGAAUCUCUUUACCAUAUCAUUGUACUUUGGUAGUUCCAUUUUUGCAUUCGAAGCAAUAGGCAUAAUUUUGCCUCUUGAAAAUAAGAUGAGGAAUCCAGCACAUGCAAAACCCAUCAUUUUAGUUUGCAUGUCAAUAAUUGUCCUUUCUUAUGCUCUGUUUGGUCUCAUUGGAUAUUUGGUAUAUGGUAAAGAUAUACAAGCAUCCAUCACUCUUAACCUAUGUCCAAGGGGUAUUCCUACUGCAAUCUUGUUUUCAAUCAUCAAGAUCCUAUUGAUAUUUAGUUUGUUGAUAUCCUAUUGUAUCCAAUUCUACGUGCCAAUGGAUUUUAUGGAGCCUCCAGUUCAAAAAGCCUUCGAGAGAUGGACUGAAAAGCUACCUACCUCUUGUAUCAGAUACCAGAAUAUGAUAGAGAAAAUACUGCUAUUAUGUUUUAGAACAACAGUUGUUAUUCUUACAGCUCUCCUUGCAAUAACUGUCCCAAACUUAGGUGAUCUCAUUACGCUAAUAGGAGCAUUAGCCAGCAGUGCAUUAGCUCUGAUAUUCCCACCACUCAUUCAUCUGUUAACAUUUUGGAAAGAAAGAGAGAAGGAGGAAGAUGAAGAAAGGGAGUCCAAUGAAAAGAAGUGUCUUUCUAGAGCUUGCAAGCAUUUAUCGGCUUCUAAAGACAUUGCAAUUAUAACUUUUGGUGUGAUUGGAUUUGCAUUCGGCACUUUUGCAUCCCUGAAUAGCAUCAUAAACGACUUUGCACAUGUUCCCAAUUAUUAUACAUGUCCUUCACAAAAUGAUGUUUUUUAUUGAUUUUUAUUAAAAGGUGUGGCUCAAUUAAUGUGUGCAUGGGAGGAGAUAGCUCUGCUCCUUGGCAAGUGCUUGCUCUUGAGAUGGCUAUGCAGGAUGAAGAGCAAAGGUUAACAGAAUAUGCUGCUGAUUCAGAUGAUGAGCCUAAAAAACUGACCAAAGACUCUCAUACCAGGUCUAAGAAAAAA